Neodiprion virginianus is the source of this 1511-nucleotide messenger RNA. RefSeq names its product cytokine receptor-like. The transcript is spliced from 4 exons. Gene Ontology annotation, biological process: cytokine-mediated signaling pathway. Gene Ontology annotation, molecular function: cytokine binding; cytokine receptor activity. Gene Ontology annotation, cellular component: signaling receptor complex; external side of plasma membrane. The record is from RefSeq and is a predicted model, not a curated record. Lineage: Eukaryota; Metazoa; Arthropoda; Insecta; Hymenoptera; Diprionidae.
CCAAAGAUACAAAAUUUGGGAAACUAUAGAUGAAGAGGUGAUAGUUUCUGGGCGUUUUUCUUCCUGUCACUUUUGAUUCCAUUCAAUAUCUGCGUAGCUGAUACGAAUGAAGGUGCCCCAGGACUGUCCACGCCAGGAAUGCCAGGACGACCACCAAAGACGGAUGUUGGAAGUUUCGAGAUUGUCGCAAAGAGUCCAAGCAGGGAUGUAUACUUAUAUUGGCAAUCAAUUCCGGAAUAUUUGGAAAACGGAGACAACUUCACGUAGAAGAUUGUUAAUGUCGAAGAGAAUGGCGACAAGGUGAAUCUCCAGCCGCAAGAGAUCACCAAAACUUAUGCAAAGUUCAGAGGCAUCAAUGUUCACAGCUUUAGAUUUGAAAUUGUAACUGCCAACUGUAAAGGAGCGAACGAGCAUAAGGCUGUGAUACAUGUUCCGAGUAAACUCGAAAUACCACGGGAACCAGAUGUGUUUACGAAAAUUGCAUUUGACGAUGGUCUCUAUGAGCUGUCGUGGAAUCCACCGCAUGAUUCGAACAUUGUAAAUUACACAAUAUUCUGGUGCGAGAACGAUCGUGACAAACCACAUCAAUGCACUGGGUACCUUGGCUGGGUUCACGUACAUCGGGACGUAACCGUAUACAACAUUACGGUACCUGAUCCAAGAAAAGUCUACCAAUUCGUGAUAGCGGCGAAUACAGAUCGGGCUAGCAGCGGUAUGGUAUGGACUUCGUGUACCGCCAUCCACAACGGUGUAAUCCGGAAGAUGAAGUCUGUAUGGAUAAAUCAUCCCGAGUCGCACCUGAUUGAAAUUGGUUGGAAGCUGAAGUGCACAGAUCGCAUAGGCAUUGUUGAAGGUUUUAAAAUAUAUUAUUGCCCCAUUGUAUCACCGGAGAACUUAAACUGUACGGGUGCGAAAUUAAACAGAACCGUGAAGGCUGACCCUCAGACAACGCACGGCGUCGUGAGCGACUUGAAGCCCUAUACUACAUACAUGGUAUCCAUAGCAGUAUUAACAAAGAACGGCGAGGGACCUCAAAGUGACCGGCAAUAUACCACGACACGUGAGGGAGCGCCCACCGUGCCUGUCAAUGUUGUGGUUAAAAACGUAACGAACACAGCUAUGGUGGUUGAAUGGGAAGCCCCAUCUACUAUGAACGGAGUUUUACGAUAUUAUCAUGUCCAUUACAACCAAAAUACGACAAGAUUCGAGGGAGCCCACGGUAACACUACCCAAGUAGUGAUUCAAGGCCUCAAACCGCACACGCACUACAACAUCAGCGUCUCGGCAUGUACCGUUACAUGCGGCAAUCUCUCCACACCGAUAGAUCGUUGGACUGACAUUCGAGUUCAGAAGAACCGGAAGUAACCACCAUACGAUUCACGAAUUCCAGCCAGGUUUACAAUUAGAUUGUUUGGAGCGAACGGUGAUCAGGUCUAUGCAACAACAACUCGUGGAGUGUUGUAACCGUGAAAUUUACUGGGCCAUAUCAAUUUUCAAUCGAUAACGCAAAA